Emiliania huxleyi CCMP1516 is the source of this 1054-nucleotide messenger RNA. RefSeq lists its product as hypothetical. The transcript has 7 exons. The coding region runs from base 1 to 1017 and encodes 338 amino acids. NCBI's taxonomy places the organism in Eukaryota, Haptophyta, Isochrysidales, Noelaerhabdaceae. Gene Ontology annotation, cellular component: endoplasmic reticulum. The record is from RefSeq and is a predicted model, not a curated record. Gene Ontology annotation, molecular function: L-ascorbic acid binding; procollagen-proline 4-dioxygenase activity; iron ion binding. Gene Ontology annotation, biological process: peptidyl-proline hydroxylation to 4-hydroxy-L-proline.
AUGGCGAAGAAGAGGAAGCGCAAGCCGGAUCAGCCGGCGCACCGUGCACCGGCACCCGCAGCGGCUGCUGUGGCGCCGCCGCUGGGCGGCCUGACCUUCGCCGAGGUGCAGACCGCGACCGAAGUCAUCUCGAUCCUCGCCGCGCGCCCUGAGAUCUUCGGCUCCAAGGCGCUUCGUGGACUUCGCGCGGCGCUGCACCCGCUCGUGACGGCGCAGCUGCGCCGCUACGAGCCGGUCGACUACGCCGCGCGAGUGACGGCGGCGCUGCAAGCCGGCCGCUGGCACGAGGCGCUGCGCUCGCUCGACGGGCUUCGCGACCUGUGCGACGCCCCAAAGGCCGGGACCGUGCAGCGCUGGGUGCGGCAAGCCGGGCGGGUGGCGCGGCAGGAGGUGGCGGGCGUGCCGGGCGCGUUUCUGCUGCACGGCGAGCUCGGCCGCGUGCUCGGCCGCGAGGAGGCGGCGGCGAUCCUCCGCCUCGCUCAGCGGAUGGGGUUUCGGACAGACCACCCAGUCAGCAGGCCCGCGCCGUCGCCGACGCGCGGCUGCGAGUGGCUCGCCGACGCGUCGCUGCUCGGCCCCAUGUUCGCGCGCGCCUCGCCGCUGCUGCCCGCCGAGGUUGGAGGCGGGCGGCUGGAGGGGAUCAACCCGCGCUGGAGGCUGUUCGAGUACCGACGUGGCGCCAUCUACCGGCCGCACAUCGACGGCAGCUGGCCGAUGGGCGGCCUCGACCAGGACGGCGGGUAUGUGCACGACUUGCACGGCGCCGCAGUCCGCUCCCGCCUCACCUUCCUCGUCUACCUCAACGACGGCUUCGACGGAGGCUGCACCACCUUCUUCCAGCCCGCGGCGGCGCCGGCGGGCGCGCAGCGAGAGCUCGAUCGGUUCGAGGUGACGCCACUCGCCGGUUCGGCGCUCUGCUUCCCACAGUCCGCCACCGCCUCGCUGCUGCACGAGGGGAGCCCGGUGACGCGCGGUGUCAAGUAUGUGAUUCGCACCGACGUCCUCUACCGCUUCUAGGUAAGCGGUAAGGUAAGGUAAGCUUCUCUCUCCACCG